AUGUCAGAACUUGAGCUCCUUCGAAUGCAGGCAAAUAAGAAAACGGAUGAAUCACUAGAGAGCACAAGAAGAAUGGUUACGAUGGCUGAAGAGAGCCACCAGAUUGGUGCAGCCACAAUGGAACAACUCUACCACCAAGGAGAACAAUUGGAUCGCGUCAAUGACCAAAUGAACGUCAUUCAUGAGGACAUCAAGAGCACUGAGAAGAAUUUGGACACUUUGGAGAAGUGCUGUGGUAUUUUCUCAUUGCCAUGGAAAAGAGUCAAGCGUCCCGGCAACGACAAGCACUUCAAGGCACGUGAUUACACGGCACCGACAACCGAACAGCCCCCUAAGCCACAUUUUGGCAAAAAGGCGCCUGUCAGUGGAGAUCUCGCUCAGCCUGAUGGUCCCUUCAUCCAGCGCAUCCUAGAUGACGAUCGGGAGACAGAGAUGGAGCAGAAUUUGCAUCACGUCUCCGGCAUCGUCGGUGAACUGCGCACCAUGGCUCUGGAUAUGAAUCAGGAGAUCGCAGUCCAUAACCAAAAACUCGAUGAAAUUGCUUCCAAGACCGACGACAACCAGUUGCGAUUAAACGCAGCACAGAGCCAAGCCACUAGGAUCGUUGGAAAACCCACCAAGACCUCCUCAAGUCCGGUCAUUCCCCAACCCGGCCUCGGCAUGGUUGCGAAACAGAUGGCCAAUCAGGCUAUGAAAUGA
Echinococcus granulosus is the source of this 699-nucleotide messenger RNA. RefSeq names its product Synaptosomal-associated protein 25-A. Gene Ontology annotation, cellular component: SNARE complex; plasma membrane. Gene Ontology annotation, biological process: synaptic vesicle priming; exocytosis; synaptic vesicle fusion to presynaptic active zone membrane. Gene Ontology annotation, molecular function: syntaxin binding; SNAP receptor activity. The transcript is spliced from 8 exons. The record is from RefSeq and is a predicted model, not a curated record. NCBI's taxonomy places the organism in Eukaryota, Metazoa, Platyhelminthes, Cestoda, Cyclophyllidea, Taeniidae. The coding region runs from base 1 to 699 and encodes 232 amino acids.